Messenger RNA from Zeugodacus cucurbitae (melon fly), 395 nucleotides. RefSeq names its product jerky protein homolog-like. The coding region runs from base 16 to 339 and encodes 107 amino acids. The transcript has 2 exons. Lineage: Eukaryota; Metazoa; Arthropoda; Insecta; Diptera; Tephritidae. Gene Ontology annotation, cellular component: nucleus. Gene Ontology annotation, molecular function: DNA binding. The record is from RefSeq and is a predicted model, not a curated record.
UUUUACUUGGUUCAAAUGGCUGAUGCUGAUGGCUCUCACAAGUUAGUGCCCUUAGUUAUUGGAAAAGCCAAAAAUCCCAGGAGCUUCAAAGGUUUUAAUAAACCACUUCAUUACAACUUUUCCAAAAAUGCUUGGAUGACGUCUCGAAUCUUUCAUGAUUGGUUUCACAAGAUAUUUAUUAAUGAAGUCAUCCAGUUUUCUCAAAAAUAUAACUUGCCUCCGAAGGCUCUUUUGCUUAUUGAUAACUGCUCCGCGCAUGCACCAAUUGAGCAUCCUCAAAGCAAAGAUGGCAACAUAGUUGCAUACUUCUUGCCGCCAAAUGUGACAGCAGCUGUGUAACCAAUGGAUCCAAAUCCCAUAAAGUUAACAAAGACUUGUUGUAAGUUACUUGCUGA